CACUGUGGCUACUCGACACUGUUCAGUCUUCAGACACAACAGAGGAAUGCAGCUCUCGUAGCCAACAACACUUGAAUCUCAAGGCGUCACUCUCGUCACACCAUGGCCGGCUUCAGGCAAGAGGAUGUCGAAUUGUAUUAUGAGAUGGGAGAGGAGCUGGGCAGCGGACAGUUUGCCAUCGUCCGUAAGUGUAAAGAGAAGAGCACAGGUGUUGAGUAUGCGGCCAAGUUCAUAAAGAAGCGGCGGCUGUCGUCUAGCCGGCGAGGGGUGAGCCGCGAAGAGAUUGAGCGCGAGGUCAACAUCCUGCGGGAGAUUCAGCACAGCAACAUCAUCACCCUGCACGACAUCUUUGAAAACAAGACGGACGUGAUCCUGAUCCUGGAGCUGGUGUCCGGAGGAGAGCUGUUCGACUUCCUGGCUGAGAAGGAAUCUCUGACGGAGGAGGAGGCCACCCAGUUCCUCAAACAGAUCCUGGACGGCGUUCAGUAUCUCCACUCCAAACGCAUCGCUCACUUUGACCUCAAGCCUGAGAAUAUCAUGCUGCUGGAUAAGAAUGUCCCCAAUCCCAGGAUCAAACUGAUUGACUUUGGGAUUGCUCAUCAGAUUAAAGCAGGAAACGAGUUCAAGAACAUCUUUGGAACGCCAGAGUUUGUUGCGCCAGAAAUAGUCAACUAUGAGCCACUUGGGCUGGAGGCGGACAUGUGGAGCAUCGGAGUAAUCACAUACAUUCUGUUGAGUGGUGCUUCACCGUUUCUGGGUGAGACCAAGCAGGAGACCCUGACUAACAUCUCAGCUGUCAAUUAUGACUUCGAUGAGGAGUAUUUCAGCAACACCAGUGAGCUGGCCAAGGACUUCAUACGCCGUCUGUUGGUCAAGGAUCCAAAGAAGAGAAUGACAAUUGAUGACAGUCUUGAGCACCCCUGGAUUAAGGUGAUUAAGAGGCGGAAUGUGCGUCCAGAGGAGAGAGACCACAAGCCUGAGCGCCGGCGCCUGAAGACCACUCGUCUGAAGGAGUACACCAUCAAAUCCCACUCCAGCAUGCCACCCAACAACACCUACGUCAACUUUGAGCGCUUCUCGCAGGUGCUCGAAGAGAUCGCAGCGGCAGAGGAAGGCCUGAAGGAUCUGGAACGCAAUCAGCGCUCGUGCCAGGAGGACGUGGCGGCGCUGCUGUCCAUCUACGAGGAGAAGGAGGGUUGGUACAAGGAGGAGAACCAGAGCAUCUCCAGCAACCUGAGCGACAUCCGCCAAGAGCUGCAGCGCUCUCAGGCCCAACGCAAGAAGUGCCAGGAGGAAGCCCGGGCCACCAUGCAGGCCGCCAACAUCCUCAAGCGCAAGUUUGGGCGCCUGGAAAAUCGCUACGAGGUCCUGGCUGAGCAGGUGGCCUCUGAGGUCCGCUGGGUGGAGGAGCUGGUCAAGUCCAUAUCUGCAGAGAAGGACGGGCUCAGCUCUGGCAGCAUGCCCUGAACUGGGCUGACAUCCAAAGGUGACAUUUUCAUUCUAAAGUAUCCUCCUCCUGCCUGUCUUCUCUGCAUGUGUGCUGCACAGCAGAGUCUGAGUGGGUCAGUUGUCUACAUAAGCUAUGCUGCUGCUGUCUGUCGGAAAAAAUGUUCCACCCCUUUUUAUGUCAUGCUUGAGAAAACCAGCAAGAAGCAGAGAGGCAAUGUACUGAACCCAUUCCACCAUGAAGAGGCUCAUUCCUGUGUUUUAUAAAUUAAUUUAUAAUUUUAGAGAUUUUACGUACUGUAAUUCAGCUGUCAUGCAUCUUUUGCAGAUGGUGCAUUCAUUUGUUCGUUUUUCUUACCGUUUAUCUUUUUAGAAACUAAAUUGCGUCUGAAUUGUCUCGUGCUUUAAAAGUCAUAGACGUCUGCUUAUUUCCUCCAGCCUCAGGUUAUUGGCCAGUUACAUGAGAAAGCUUCACAACACACAACUUAAGAGUGUCAGGUUUGCACAGAUUUCAGGGGUAUUUGUUUAUCCGGUUAUGUGCAUUUUAGAUUUGACUGCAGCUGACAAAGGACGCAAUAAACAUAAAUCCUCAGCAUAGAAGAUUUAAGGUUAUGCUUUAUUUUAUAAGUCGGUUAUUUCCGAAUAUCUUGAAAGUUUCCUGGAAAACACUUUGUAGUUUGAUAAUAAUUACAGGAAAAUAUAGACACAUUCUGACGCUGUCGUUUCAGUUACUUCAAUUAGUUGUGAAUUUCCAUGAAAGAUAUUGCUCCAUUCAAACCCCAGUAAAUAUUAUCAUUUAUCAUUCACUUAUUUUUGGAAACUUUAUCCUUUAACAUUUGCUGAAUUGUGUAUUUAUUUGUAGACACAUUCUCUUUGUCCAUCUGCUGUCCUUGGACUAAAAGUCUCAAGUUUGCCCUAGCUUAGCACUGGAAAUUAACUUGGACUGUACCAACUGAUCACUCUCUAUUCUACCUAUAAUUAGUACCAAAUAACAUCGUUCUUUCCAGGAAACUUUCCAGGAAAUUGUUUGGAAAAGAAUCAGAAUUUUUGGAACUGUAAAAUAAAACGUUACCAGAUUUUAGAAUGUAUAAACUCAUCUCUGCAGUGCCUGUAAACUGAUCGGCCUUAUUGCCAACGCGAGCACUCAUCUGUUACCGAGUUAAGGACAUCUCUAUCACAUUGAUAUCGCUCAAUGUCUUAUACGCAACAACGUUUGCACAGUAGCCUUGUAAACCAAAUAGCGUGCAUGGAAACUUUCUCUAUAUGCUGUGUUUCUCUGUUACUUUUUCUGUCUUCAUUCAGGCCAUCCCUGCACACUUGAAACAUUCCAUCGAUAAGUUUCACAUCCAGGUAACACAUUCCCUAUGUAUAGCACAGAAAGUAUAUGAUGUAGUCAGUAGUAUUUUUCAGUAGAGAAAUGUACUCAUUUGCACUUAUAUGAUCAUAGCAGUGUCCCAAAUGCAUUUUAAUCUCUAAGGUGUAAGAAAGAGCUGUGUUUGUUUCAAAUAAACAAAGUUAUCAUUUAA
Messenger RNA from Toxotes jaculatrix (banded archerfish), 2972 nucleotides. It is a transcript of the gene dapk3, whose product is annotated as death-associated protein kinase 3. The coding region runs from base 103 to 1467 and encodes 454 amino acids. The record is from RefSeq and is a predicted model, not a curated record. Gene Ontology annotation, molecular function: protein serine/threonine kinase activity; ATP binding. Gene Ontology annotation, cellular component: cytoplasm; nucleus. The transcript has 9 exons. Gene Ontology annotation, biological process: intracellular signal transduction; positive regulation of apoptotic process; protein phosphorylation. Lineage: Eukaryota; Metazoa; Chordata; Actinopteri; Toxotidae.